AAAAUUUUUAAAUAUUUAUUAAUAUCCUAAACCUCACCUUCCAAACCCUCACCCCUCAACUAUAAACCAUAAGUCUAGAUUAGUUAAUCCUAAAGUUAUAAAUGUAUGUUUACCUUUUUAAAAUUGAAAGUAAAUAUGGUUAAAGUAAACAUGAAAAAUGGUAUUAGAAAUGUGGUUGUUUAGAAAAUUUCCUAAGAAUUAACAUAUUAUUUAGGAAAAUAUAAAUCAUAAAUAAAACAAGGUAUUUUCCAAAUUAUCUCUUUUAUCAAUGAUACCAAUUUCAUAAAUAACUAAACUGCUCAAAAGAUUGGGGGACACGUGGCGUCUAUAUCAAAAUUUCUCAAACGAUAAAUCUUUCUCUCCGAAAAAGCAGGUGGAAUACGUAAUACCAACUAUUUUAUCUCCGUAUAAAUUAAAAGAACAAAAGUUACAAACUUGUUUCCUUUUUAAGUGGGAUUUUCCUCUUCUUAUUUAAAUCGACUUUACUUGUUACCAUGUGAAUAAAAGUUCACUUGUUUCCUUUUCUAUUAAUAAUGAAUUGACAUAUUAUUUUAAAUAAAAAGAGGAUAUCUCAACAGUUAUAUAUAGAGAAUAUAUCCAGAACGACUUUAGGGUUUUGAUUCUCUCUUGGCAUAUCUCUCGGCCACAAAAGCUCAGCCGUUGCACUUUAAUUUCUGCAUGAUGGCCAGGACGAUUGACUUUGCGCAAGGAUGGAGAAUUAUGCAGAUUGGUAUCACUAAGCUGGAAAAGCAUGUGGAAGGACUUCCUGGGAACUCAAUUAAUAGUGAGCAAUAUAUAAAACUUUACACGACUGUCUACGUUAUGUGCACCCAGAAACCUCCUCAUGAUCACACAGAGAAGCUUUAUAACAAGUACUGUGAAGUACUUGAGGAAUAUACUAAGUCGACAGCUUUGCCUUCUCUAAGGAAGACCUAUGACGAUGAAUAUAUGCUGCUGCGAGUACUUCUUGAAAGAUGGUCUAUCCAUAAAAAGAUGGUUAGACGCCUAUCCAGGAUCUUCCACUAUCUUGACCGUUACUUCGUUUAUCGCAAUUCACUCCUAUCUCUGGAAGAAGUUGGAUUAGCAUGCUUCGUUGACAUGGUUUAUAACACGUUGCAACGCAGGGUCAGAGAAGCUGUGAUAGCUAUAGUUGAUAAAGAACGAGAAGGUGAUGAUACUGGUAUUGAUAGGGCGUUACUUGAAAACAUUAAAGACAUUUAUGUAGAGAUUGGAAUGGGUAAUAUGACAAGAUACGAACAAGAUUUGGAGAGCUUCAUGCUUGAAGGUACAGCGUCUUACUAUUCUCGCAAGGCAUCAAGAUGGAUUCAAGAAUAUUCUUACUUUGAUUACAUUCGGAAGUCUGAAGAAUGUGUAAAGAAGGAGAAGAAGAGAAUGUCUCACUACCUUUACGCAAGCAGUGAGCCAGAGCUGGUUAAGAAAGUAGAGCAUGAGUUGUUUGUAGUGUAUGCAAACAAGCUUCUUGAGAAAAAGCACUCAGAGUUCAGGGAAAUUGCGGGAGGCUUGGAACCUAUAACAAACAUGUUCAAGCAGCAUGUUGAAGACACAGAUGGUCAAGACACGGCUGCAAUCAGAAAAGUGAUUGAGGUACAUGAUAAGUACAUAGUCUAUGUCACCAAGUGUCUCGAGAAUCAAACCAUCUUUCACAAGUCCUUGAAAGAGGCAUUUAAGUUCUUCUGUAGCAAAGCAGUGUCUGGAAGCUCUUUAAGUGCUGAAUCACUGGCAACAAUUUGUGACAGAAUUAUAAUUCUCAAGAAAUGGGCAAGUGAGGAGCUGAGUGAUGAAGCUAUUGAGAAGGUGGUCAAGUUUCUUGCGUAUAUAAGUGAUGACAAGGAUCUUUUUGCAGAGUUUUACAAGAAGAAGCUGGCACGUAGGCUGCUAUUGAAUCGUGAUGCUAGUGAUGAUCAUGAGAGAGGGAUCAUUACAAAGCUCAAACAACAGUUUGGUGGGAAUUUUACUUAUAAGAUGGAGGGAAUGGUGACAGAUUUGACAUUGUCAAGACAAAACCAAAACAGCUUCGAUGAGUAUGUAGCCAGUAACCCUGCUGCAAAACCAGGGAUUGAUUUUAACGUCACUCUUCUUACAACUAGUGUUUGGCCAAGUUACAAAACGUUUGACGUGAAUCUACCUAGUGAAAUGGUCAAGUGUGUUGAAAUUUUCAAAGUGUUUUAUGAAGCCAAACACAAACGUAGGAAACUUACUUGGCUCCACUCACUAGACACUUGUCACAUCAACGGAAAGUUCGAUCAAAAGCCCAUUGAUUUGAUCGUGUCGACUCACCAGGCUGCUGUGCUUCUGCUUUUUAACACAAGGGACCAACUGAACUACACUGACAUCCAAACUCAACUGAACCUAAGCCAUGAAGAUCUUGUGUGGGUGCUUCAUUCCUUGUCAUGUGCUAAAUACAAGAUUCUUAUCAAGGAGCCAGCCACAGAGACUGUCUCCAAGACUGAUGUCUUUGAAGUCAACUCCAAAUUUACCUCUAGAAUGAGCAGAGUAAAGAUUCCUCUCUCACAUGUUGAUGAACGGAAGAAAGUUGUUGAAUAUGUUAAUAACGACAGGCGCUAUGCAAUUGAGGCUUCUAUUGUCAGGAUCAUGAAGGGCAAGAAAGUAUUGGGACAUGAACAACUUGUUUCUGAGUGUGUCAAGCAACUUAGUGGGAUGUUCAAGCCUGAUGUUAAAGCGAUUAAAACACGCAUAGAGGAAUUAAUAGCGAGAGAUUAUUUGGAGAGGGACAAGAUGAAUCCUAACAUGUUUAGGUACUUGGCUUAGGGAACAAAGCAUAUAUCUGGUAGUGUUAUCCUCUUGUUGUUUGCUUAAUUUUGCUUUCCUGUUUUUUUUUUUAAACACGGUCAUGUUUUAUUCUUGGGAUGCAAUUGACCUUAUGGCGGUUUGUUUCUUGGAUAUGAUGGGAACUGGAGCUGGUUCUAAUAAAAAGUAGAUUUUUUUUUCUGAGUCUUCAUUAGCUUUAAAAACUAUGUUCUAUGAUUCUUAAUCCUUUUGUUAAUAGAGUCACAACUGUAUGAUUUGGGUUCAGAAACUACAAUAAGCUACUUAUGGAGAUCUGAGUUUUCGAUCGACCUGAUGUUGUUCAAUCGAUUUGUGUUGACUUUCUCGUUCGCCCUUUUGUCCGUAAAUCUAUACAAUACUAAAAGUAACAUAUCCUCACCGUUGAGGGUAUCCACGUUGGAAAAAAAAAAUAGACCAAUGAGACUUUUAAAUUGACAAGUCAUUAAAAAAAAACACAUCACCAAAUCACUCUUUUCUCGAACCUUUUCAACAUUACGCCGAUUUUCCAAUAUCUCUUUGGUCUUCUCCCGAUUCAUCUACCUCUGCAAAAACAAUUUUUCUCAAUUUUUUUCAGCUUUCCUCCUUCUCUCCUUACUCACUAUAUAAGACGGUGGUUGAUUUACGAAAGAUUCCUCUCACUAAAACCACCAGAUCUCUUCAUGGCCUCCGGGGAAAACUAGUAGUUAGUAACGGCGUUCGGUUUUGGUUCCAUCACUUUACCUCUGUAUACAGUUUACUGUAAAAAUAAAUUAUUCCUUCAUAUUUGGUGAGUCACUGAACGCCUUGCUCCUGGUACAUAAAAAACAUUACUUAACUUUUGUACACUUUUCUUUGAAAAGUGUUCUUCGGAGUUGUCUGUGAUUUCUUUUUUUUUUUGAUAUUUUUAUCAUAUUGUGAGAGAGAUGGAGGACUUCGAGUUCCAUCACUGGUGGAGCCUACGGUUAAAGUUUAGUUCAUUAUUUCACUUCCUCUGUUUCAGAUCUUUGGUUUUGUAACUGGUGAAAGCUCUUGAUCUGGUGUUUAAUUAGGUUGUUGGAGAUUUAAAAGGAGGAGAUGACGCUUUACAGGAGAGGAUUUGUCAUCUGUUUUUUCAGGGACCAACGGAAAAUGGGCAAAUUGAUGUUCACUUUCAGGAUCUGUAUAGCGCAAGAACAACGUUCGAGCAGGCCCGACUUCAUUUGGUCAUCACUUUUUCUUAUGCUAUGAGAAUUUCCAAGAUAUUUCCUUUGCUUCAAUCUGCGAGUCAACACCAUCACAUGUAGCGCAACAUGAGUCAUCCUUGGUAUCGUCCCGUUAUCUAGAUCCUGAAUAGAAACUAAAUGAGGAUCAUGGUGUGUAUUGCCUCUCUCUCUCUCUCAAAUACUUGAAACAGAAAUCUUUAGCUCAUUCAAGUCGAAGGCUUUAUCUAGAGUUCCCUAAAUGAGCUUUUGCUACAAUAUAUGUACAUGUUUUGUUUUCUUACAGGUUAUAUCGUUUUUGUUAACGGCUUAUGCUCAAACAUCCAUGCGGCAGAUUUUCCUCUUCCAUGUUAUUCUCAUAAGAAAGAUGAAAUCUUCGAUUUCUAUUCGUCUGAAAGCCCAAAACAAACGUUGAUCUCGAAGUUUAUGUGCAGCAGAUGAGAAUCAGCAGGGACUAUCCAUAAAGAUAUAAGGAGAUGGGCAUUCAACUUCUUCCACGCUGAUCAACAAGAAACCAGGUUUCUAUGGAAGCAUAAACCCACGGAAACUGAUCACUUUAAGCUGAUAUGGAUGAAUGCAGACCUCUGUGUAAGAGGACAUAGCGUUUGAUGCGUUGUGUUAUCAGAUCUGGUUGAAGAUUUAGAGGAUGGGGAUCGUACUUCUCAGCCAAAGGACAAAGUUGUGACAUGGAACCUUCCAUUUCGAAGUGAUACCUCAUAUUUGGUCCAGUCUACAACAUAAGAGAAGUACGGAGUUAGGUACUCGAGGCUGAGAUACUUACAUGAUGCAAAAGAGGUUAUCAUAAGCCAUGGGGCGGAUCUCAUCUCAGGUAUUAUUCCCUGAUCUCCACUCAACGAAACCUGACGCGUAACAGAAGGAAUCAGAGGACAACAAGGCCAGUGGUGGAUCUGAUGAGAGAUUUUUCGUAUAGCCAUAUACAGAGCGGGUGGGAUAUGAACCAGUAGCUGUAAUGUUUUGCAUUAUCCUUGCAUUAUCAGUAAAUGACAAUUAGAAGUUACAGCUACUUGCCUUUUUCUUCUACGGUUAAGUUUAUAGUUGUUUUAACGUACAAGAUAAAUCGGAAGAGUAGACGUGUUGAUAAUUCUGUAGUAGAGUCUUAGGUGUAUCUCUUUAGUUUGAGGGUUAGUUUCAGUAGAAUCUAUGUGCCAUCUUUUGGUUGUAUCUGGUGAAGCUGAAGUUCUUGGUGGGAAUAUGAAAAAGCAGAUAAUGGAUGAGUCUGAGAAUUUGAGUUUGAACUGAUUGGUGCCGCCUCAUCCUCCACCGCUUCCACCAUCUCCAGGAUAUGAAUCAAGAGAGGUUGAGGGAGACAGCAUAACCUAAAAACAGAUCAACAAGUUCCCUCAUCCUCUUUGCUGCUAUUGAGGCUGCAGCUCAGAGGCCUAAUCUCCUUCUUGGUUUUGACAAUUCUUGUGAAGGUUUUAUAUCACUGAAGAGGAAAAUCAAAAUUUUCUCGAGUUUUUAUAAUCUUCUGCUAUAGAUUGGAUAGAGCCUCUUUAGAUCAAACUAAUUAUGAAGGUCGAUAUCAAUAUCUAUUGGUGUCUAUUGGAGAUUCAAAUUUUUAUGUACGGUUACAAUAAUA
This is a messenger RNA of Brassica napus (rape), 5586 nucleotides long. RefSeq names its product cullin-1-like. Gene Ontology annotation, molecular function: ubiquitin protein ligase binding. The transcript has 9 exons. The coding region runs from base 679 to 2790 and encodes 703 amino acids. The record is from RefSeq and is a predicted model, not a curated record. Gene Ontology annotation, biological process: ubiquitin-dependent protein catabolic process; protein ubiquitination. NCBI's taxonomy places the organism in Eukaryota, Viridiplantae, Streptophyta, Magnoliopsida, Brassicales, Brassicaceae. Gene Ontology annotation, cellular component: cullin-RING ubiquitin ligase complex.